Molecule: messenger RNA, 342 nt
Organism: Cladophialophora bantiana CBS 173.52
Lineage: Eukaryota; Fungi; Ascomycota; Eurotiomycetes; Chaetothyriales; Herpotrichiellaceae
Exons: 1
Coding region: 1-342 (113 amino acids)
Source: RefSeq, a predicted model, not a curated record
AUGAUCAGCCCAGCCAUGAUCAGAAGCAAUGUUCUUUUUCCACUCGGCCUUGCGUUGGUCGAACUAUCUCUUGGACAGCCCCUCGAAGUACUAUAUGAGCCGCAAGACCACGGUGCUAUCGAAGCGGUUGCUAAUCUCAAGACCGCGCUUCGGGUUCUGGACUUUGUGCAUGAUAGAAGUGGGAGUCGCUAUUGUGAUGUAGUGAAAAUGUGCUUGCUCUGGACCGGCCCUGAUGGAGACCAACUUGACGAUAAAUCGCUGCAAAAUGCGGUCUUUGAAAAGGUUGUGAUGCCACUUCUGGAUGACCUUGAUGAUUUUGAGGGAAGCUCUUUUAUUCGUUGA